ACACCCAGGUUGCACAAUGCCCUAGCUGGAGGUGCCACCCGCAGCCCUGGCAGCAAUAAAAAGCCAAGGGAGCAGGCACGUCAGCAGAGCCCUACAAGGAGCACAUCCCCGAGUACGACAGCUGUCUGUCUGCUGCAGAGAUGGUGCAAGUGACUCCCUUCCUUCUGGUGCUCAGCCUGGCCCUGGUGGCUCCCGGCUUCUCUGCAAAAAAGUGUGUGCUGACCGGGCGCUGGAUGAAUGACCUUGGCUCCAACAUGACCAUCGGGACUGUGAAUGGACAAGGUGACUUUGAUGGCUCCUACCACACAGCUGUGACAGCCACCACAAACAAGAUCAGGGUGUCACCACUGCAAGGGUCCCAGCACCGCACAAACCAGAAUAGCCAGCCCACCUUUGGCUUCACAGUCAACUGGAGCUUUUCAGAUUCUGUCACCGUCUUCACGGGCCAGUGCUUUGUGGAUGAGACAGGGAAGGAGGUUUUGAAGACCAUGUGGCUCCUGAGAUCACGUGUGGACAACAUCAAGGAUGACUGGAAAGCUACCAUGGUUGGCAUCAACAUCUUCACCCGUCUGCACUCACAGAGGGAGUGAGGGUGGCAGUGCAGGGGUUUCCAGGCUGGUGGCAAUGCUGGGAUUGUGGACCCCCUCUGCUGCUUCCCCACCUGCUUCUAAUAAUAAAACUUUUCUGCAAAUAUC
Columba livia (rock pigeon) is the source of this 695-nucleotide messenger RNA. Its product is annotated as avidin. Gene Ontology annotation, molecular function: biotin binding. Bases 141 to 590 code for a protein of 149 amino acids. The transcript is spliced from 4 exons. The record is from RefSeq and is a predicted model, not a curated record. Lineage: Eukaryota; Metazoa; Chordata; Aves; Columbiformes; Columbidae.